Messenger RNA from Dictyostelium purpureum, 519 nucleotides. RefSeq lists its product as uncharacterized. The annotation marks the transcript as partial. Gene Ontology annotation, biological process: sexual reproduction. The record is from RefSeq and is a predicted model, not a curated record. NCBI's taxonomy places the organism in Eukaryota, Evosea, Eumycetozoa, Dictyosteliales, Dictyosteliaceae. The transcript is spliced from 2 exons.
AUAGGAAAUGAACAAUCUCUUGAAAAUAUUCAAAUGUUCCAUUCAACAUAUAAUUACAACAUUCAAAUGUUUCAAAUAGAGUUUUUUGUUGAAGCAAAUACCCAAGUGGGUGAUUGGCCAUUCUCAUUCAGUACAAAUACUUUACACAGCAAUGUUCUCGAUACUCAGCUAAGAGUUAAAAAAUCAAAUAUGGAUUUACAAGGCCCAAUAUUUAAACAAAUUAAAAAAAUAACAAGUAAUGAAAUCAAUAAUACAAAUAAGUUUGCCGAAAUUGGUUGGACUAUGGCUAUCGAAGACCCAAUUAAUGGCUUUAGAGAUGGUUUUGUAGUUAUCAAAGGUGAAAUAGAUCAAUCAAUAUACAACAUUUCAGUUUCAUUCAAUAAUGUUAAAAAUGGUGGAAAUAAAUUUUUAGGAGAAUAUGAUUUCAAAUUCAAUCUUACAUAUCCAUGUAUUUCUCAACAAUAUAUAAUCAGUGAUGUUGUAUUAUUUGACAACGUAAAUAGAAAAUCUGAUUUUUCA